Molecule: messenger RNA, 1173 nt
Organism: Aureobasidium melanogenum CBS 110374
Lineage: Eukaryota; Fungi; Ascomycota; Dothideomycetes; Dothideales; Saccotheciaceae
Product: glycosyl hydrolase 53
Exons: 2
Coding region: 1-1173 (390 amino acids)
Biological process (GO): pectin catabolic process
Molecular function (GO): glucosidase activity
Source: RefSeq, a predicted model, not a curated record
AUGCCUUCGGUGAUUUCCAUUGCGUCUGCCGCACUGUUGUGUCUAUCAACAGCGACUGCCUCACCCUCCAAGCCGGUUCAAACUCAGGCUGUCGACCCUUUCUUCUACAAGGGCUUUGAUUUGUCUUCUUUGCAUAUCCUGGAGCUCGGCAACGUCACUUACAAAGACACCGCCAAGGGCAAUGCAACCAGGCCUGCUGAGGAUAUCCUCGGUGAUGGCGGGAUGAAUACCGUAAGAUUGAGGAUUUGGGUUAACCCAGAGCCUGGACAAUACGACCUGGCAUAUACACUAUCUCAAGCCCAGCGAUUUGCCAAAAAGGGCUAUCGCAUCUAUCUCGACUUUCACUUCUCAGACACCUGGGCAGAUCCCAAUAAACAGUAUACACCAGCCGCUUGGACGACAAGCAGUGUGUCUGCUUUAGCAGCUGACCUCCGUCAUUAUGUCAAAACCACGCUUUUGGCGUUCAAGGCUGGCGGCGUUGAUCUCUCACUCGUGUCCCUUGGUAAUGAAAUUCGCCAUGGUAUGCUCUGGCCUACUGGCUAUGUCGACGUCGAUACCUCGCCCACUUCUGCACGCAUCGCGAACUUUACCUCUCUGGCCAAACUAUGGUCCUCAGCCCGCAAAGGCGUCGACGAUGCCGUCAGAGCCGGCGUCAAGAAACCCUCGGUCAUGAUCCACAUCGACGACGGCUGGAACAAAACCCUCCAACUAGACUGGUUUGAAGCCCUUACCGGUAGUGGAAAAGUCAAGACCUCUGACUGGGAUGUGUUUGGCUUUUCCUUCUAUCCAUUCUAUGGUACGGAUGCCACUUUGGCCAACCUCAAGGAUACACUCGAUGCUGUGGCUACCAAGUAUCAGAAACCCGUUCAUGUGGUGGAGACGGAUUGGCCUGCUAUUUGUGAUGGGGCUUCUGCGCCAGAGCUGAGCGAUACUUCUGUGCCCAUUAGUGCUGCGGGUCAAACAGAGUGGGUAAGAGAUAUUGUCAGUGUAGUUCAGGGCGUUGCCGGUGGUUGGGGCAAGGGUGUCAAUUAUUGGGAGCCUACUUGGCUGAACAAUACGGGAUUGGGCAGUGCUUGUCAGGAUGCGAUUUUGUUCUCUGGUGAUUGGAGUGGGUGGCCGAAUAAGAUUGUUGGAUACUCGAGAUCGAGUGUUGAUAUGUUUGCUGGUAGAUAG